UGCAGAUGGUUGCCACCGCCGAUCAGACAGAACUCUUGAAUAUUCUAAGGAAAGAAGGAAGCAAGUGUCUGUCACAAAUUGCCGAGAGCAACCCUCCGGAUGGAAAUAAAACGUACUGUCCCCCUGAGUGGGACCUAGUCACAUGCUGGCCGUACGGAGAAGCUGGUGCAAAAGUCAGCCUACUGUGCCCCGGGUAUUUACCGGAUUUCAACAGCCAAGGACACGUAUUUAGAUACUGUGACGUCACAGGAAAAUGGGUACUCAACCCGGCUACCAACAAAACGUAUGCAAAUUACACAGAAUGCUGGCAAAAAGCACAGACCAGCCGGGUCCCACGAGAGGUUCUAAAAAGAGUAACAACGAUGUACACUGUUGGGUACUCCGUCUCUCUAGGGUCUCUCUUCAUAGCGUUCAUCAUUCUAGCUUCAUUCAAGCGGCUACACUGCACGCGAAACUACGUCCACAUGCAUCUCUUCAUGUCCUACAUGUUACGGGCCUUCUUUAUUCUGGUAAAGGACGCCGUGCUAGUCGGGGACUCAGUGGACACACCAAGGGACACGCCUGGUUGUAAAGUUGCCCAGACCAUCUUCAUGUAUUUCAUGGCCACCAACUACUUCUGGAUCCUGGUGGAGGGACUAUACCUCCACAACCUCAUCUUCGUCUCCGUGUUUUCUGAGAGGAAGUUCUUCUACGGAUUCAUCGCCAUUGGCUGGGUGUUUCCUCUGACGUUUGUGGUCCCCUGGGUUGUGGUGCGUGCUACGUUGGAGGACAAUGGGUGUUGGGACACAGACGACUUGGGAUACACGUGGAUCUACAAGGCACCUAUCGUGGCCGCCAUCUUGUUAAACUUUUUCCUCUUCCUAAACAUCCUGAGAGUGCUGGCCAAGAAGAUGCGCUCACCUGCCUCAGUGGCUGACCAGAGAAACCAACAAUGUUGUGCGUGCUGCUUCGGCGGACAACCACAAGAGCCAAGUGGAAGGAGAGGUAGUUAUGGCAGGAGGAGGAGCAGCAUCCAGCUACAGAUGCCCAUGAAACUGGCCAAGUCCACGCUUGUUCUGAUCCCGCUGUUCGGAGUGCACUACAUCGUGUUUGUGGGCAUGCCGGACAAUGUCGGAGGCACGGCAUACGAAGUUCGGCUUUACUUUGACCUGUUCUUCAACUCAUUCCAGGGAUUCUUUGUCGCCGUCCUGUAUUGCUUCUUAAACGGAGAGGUGCGAGCCGAGUUCAAGCGGAGAUGGGAACACUGGAAGCUGAAGAGAAACUUGGACACUAGAAGAACCAGUCGGAACCCUCUCAGCUUCACGUCCCGGACAUCCGUGGACUACAGCUAUAGUGUCACAACCCAGGCGGUAAGCAAUGGAAGUCCCCCCGCCAUGACAAAAGACAACGACGCCCACAAUGGUUCUCCUACCAGGAACGGGCUUCUCCAAGCUAACGGGAGGUGUGGGGACGUACCUCCCACUGUCACCCCACAGAAGCGGGCUUCCUUCAACAUGGUCGUGGAGAGGAUCAAAGAAGAGAGUAGCGAGAAGGAUUCCCUUAUCAAGGAUGGUGCGUUAGAAAUGGAGUCUGCCGUCUGACAGCACUUUUUGUCUCUUUACAUUUCGUUGUAAAUUUAUGAGGUUUCGUGUUGUAAAUUUUUUGGAAGGGCUAACAGUCCAUGGUUGUAACAAAGUACAUGGAAAGUCACUAAACUUGUGAAUUUUGAAGCACCCAAACUAUUGAAAGCGUUAAACUUUACUGAUUAUAUAUUCUAUACCGCAAUUGUGAAUGUUACUAAGAUUUGAAGAUAAUAGCAACAUUUUUUAUACCCCCUAA
Molecule: messenger RNA, 1818 nt
Organism: Branchiostoma floridae (Florida lancelet)
Lineage: Eukaryota; Metazoa; Chordata; Leptocardii; Amphioxiformes; Branchiostomatidae
Product: parathyroid hormone/parathyroid hormone-related peptide receptor-like
Exons: 15
Coding region: 6-1580 (524 amino acids)
Biological process (GO): adenylate cyclase-modulating G protein-coupled receptor signaling pathway; cell surface receptor signaling pathway
Cellular component (GO): plasma membrane
Molecular function (GO): G protein-coupled peptide receptor activity; peptide hormone binding
Source: RefSeq, a predicted model, not a curated record